Molecule: messenger RNA, 1863 nt
Organism: Chaetomium strumarium
Lineage: Eukaryota; Fungi; Ascomycota; Sordariomycetes; Sordariales; Chaetomiaceae
Product: S-adenosyl-L-methionine-dependent methyltransferase
Exons: 1
Coding region: 106-1689 (527 amino acids)
Biological process (GO): tRNA methylation
Cellular component (GO): tRNA (m1A) methyltransferase complex; nucleus
Molecular function (GO): tRNA (adenine(58)-N1)-methyltransferase activity
Source: RefSeq, a predicted model, not a curated record
CUGCGCGUUUGAAUUCGCGACAUCCUCUCACGUUAAUGUGCAUAAAAGUUGCCAUACGUUGCUGUUAGAGCAACUCGCGCGACUCACUGUAACACCAACACAACCAUGGCGACAACAGCAAGAAAUGAGGUGUCACCCUUUCUAGACCCUGGUCCUCGAACGAAAGCCAAUUCGCUUGCAAUCCUCCAGCUGUCGCGCGACAAUCUCCUUCCCGUGUACCUGCAGCCACCGACUGGAGAGCACGAUGGCUAUGCCGAGGGCGCCGUUGUGAACACGCGCUAUGGCUCCUUCCCCCACUCGACAAUGUUGAACGUCCCUUGGGGCUCCCAGAUCCGCGCCUCAAAAGUUGACACGGGAUCACGAGGCCGCAAGAGAAAGCGAGAGUCGGGCGACGAUGCCUGCCGAGAAGCCACGGGCGCGGGCGAGAAGGAUGACGGGAAGGACAACGAAGGCUCACCUGCGGCGGCGGUGAAUGGAGAGUCCACGCCUUCCGUUAAACAAGCUGUGGCCGACACAAGCGGCUUCAUCCACAUCCUCCCGCCGACACCCGAAGUCUGGACGACCAGCCUACCACACCGGACCCAAGUCGUCUACACCCCGGAUUACAGCUAUAUUCUGCACAGGAUACGCGCGAGGCCCGGCUCCACUCUGAUUGAGGCGGGUGCCGGCAGUGGAAGCUUCACUCAUGCGUCAGUUCGCGCCGUCUAUAACGGUUACCCUACCGAAGGGCAGCGCAAAGGAAAGGUCUACAGUUUCGAAUUCCACGAGCAACGCUACCACAAGAUGAAGCAGGAACUUUCGGACCAUGGCUUAGACGGGCUCGUGGAACUAACCCACCGCGACGUCUACAAUGGCGGUUUCCUGGUGGACGGCAAGAGCCCGGAGGCUGACGCCGUCUUUCUGGAUCUGCCGGCUCCCUGGGAGGCACUUCCCCACUUGUCUCGGCGGAGGCCGCAGACAUCGCUCAACACGAACGACGCUACUGCAGGAGACGAGCAGACCGGAUGGGUGUCGCCACUAAACCCCAAGAAGAGCGUGUACCUCUGCACGUUUUCUCCCUGCAUCGAGCAAGUAACCCGGACCGUGUCAGUGAUGCGGCGCCUCGGGUGGGUAGACAUCGACAUGGUCGAGAUCGCCAACCGGAAGCUACACACGUCACGAGAGCGUGUCGGGCUGAACCUCAACUUUGACCGGGGCGUCAACAACUCGCCGCACGACGUUGAGGAAGCCUUGACCAGGUUAGAAGGAAUUGAGGGCCGCUUCCGCGAGCACGCAGCAAAACCAAAGGACGGUGAUGAGGACAUGGACUCGGGUGACGAGGGGGAUGUGCAGCCCACUGCCAAGCAGAGUGCGGCAGCGGUUGAGGGCAACCAGGGUGUCUCGGCAGACCAGGCAACGUCUGGGACGGCCCCUUGGAUGGAGGGCCGCCUUAUCACGCGCGGCGAGCCAGAGAUCAAGACGCACACCUCAUACCUCGUCUUCGCAGUGCUCCCCAUGGAAUGGAGCGAGGAGGACGAGGCUGCCGCUGCGGCUAAGUAUCCCGUGGGCAAAGAACAGAAGGUCAUUGGCGCCGUGGACAAGGCUGCCAGGAAGCAGGAGAAGAGGGAGCAGUUGCAGAAGCAGCAGGGUAAUAGUAGGAAAGCGCGGAGGAAGGAGAGGGAUGAGAAGCUGGGCGAAGCGUCUGGUUGAAAAAAAAGGCUCGGUGAUAUUUUUGGCGCUUCACUGGUGAUCAUAUGCGCAUCCGCAGGCGUUUGGAGGGUACUGGAUGGGCUGGGUGCAAAGUGCUAGACUCCCAUUUAUACCCACAAAGAGGCCGAUAUGGCACAUGACAUGCUUAGAGGAGGAACCGCAAGCAUAGGAAAA